AUCAUGGGCCAGACUGGGAAGAAAUCUGAGAAGGGACCAGUUUGUUGGCGGAAGCGUGUAAAAUCAGAGUACAUGCGACUGAGACAGCUCAAGAGGUUCAGACGAGCUGAUGAAGUAAAGAGUAUGUUUAGUUCCAAUCGUCAGAAAAUUUUGGAAAGAACGGAAAUCUUAAACCAAGAAUGGAAACAGCGAAGGAUACAGCCUGUGCACAUCCUGACUUCUGUGAGCUCAUUGCGCGGGACUAGGGAGUGUUCGGUGACCAGUGACUUGGAUUUUCCAACACAAGUCAUCCCAUUAAAGACUCUGAAUGCAGUUGCUUCAGUACCCAUAAUGUAUUCUUGGUCUCCCCUACAGCAGAAUUUUAUGGUGGAAGAUGAAACUGUUUUACAUAACAUUCCUUAUAUGGGAGAUGAAGUUUUAGACCAGGAUGGUACUUUCAUUGAAGAACUAAUAAAAAAUUAUGAUGGAAAAGUACACGGGGAUAGAGAAUGUGGGUUUAUAAAUGAUGAAAUUUUUGUGGAGUUGGUGAAUGCCCUUGGUCAAUAUAAUGAUGAUGACGAUGAUGAUGAUGGAGACGAUCCUGAAGAAAGAGAAGAAAAGCAGAAAGAUCUGGAGGAUCACCGAGAUGAUAAAGAAAGCCGCCCACCUCGGAAAUUUCCUUCUGAUAAAAUUUUUGAAGCCAUUUCCUCAAUGUUUCCAGAUAAGGGCACAGCAGAAGAACUAAAGGAAAAAUAUAAAGAACUCACCGAACAGCAGCUCCCAGGCGCACUUCCUCCUGAAUGUACCCCCAACAUAGAUGGACCAAACGCUAAAUCUGUUCAGAGAGAGCAAAGCUUACACUCCUUUCAUACGCUUUUCUGUAGGCGAUGUUUUAAAUAUGACUGCUUCCUACAUCCUUUUCAUGCAACACCCAACACUUAUAAGCGGAAGAACACAGAAACAGCUCUAGACAACAAACCUUGUGGACCACAGUGUUACCAGCAUUUGGAGGGAGCAAAGGAGUUCGCUGCUGCUCUCACUGCUGAGCGGAUAAAGACCCCACCAAAACGCCCAGGAGGCCGCAGAAGAGGACGGCUUCCCAAUAACAGUAGCAGGCCCAGCACCCCCACCAUUAAUGUGCUGGAAUCAAAGGAUACAGACAGUGAUAGGGAAGCAGGGACUGAAACGGGGGGAGAGAACAAUGAUAAAGAAGAAGAAGAGAAGAAAGACGAAACUUCGAGCUCCUCUGAAGCAAAUUCUCGGUGUCAAACACCAAUAAAGAUGAAGCCAAAUAUUGAACCUCCUGAGAAUGUGGAGUGGAGUGGUGCUGAAGCCUCAAUGUUUAGAGUCCUCAUUGGCACUUACUAUGACAAUUUCUGUGCCAUUGCUAGGUUAAUUGGGACCAAAACAUGUAGACAGGUGUAUGAGUUUAGAGUCAAAGAAUCUAGCAUCAUAGCUCCAGCGCCCGCUGAGGAUGUGGAUACUCCUCCAAGGAAAAAGAAGAGGAAACACCGGUUGUGGGCUGCGCACUGCAGAAAGAUACAGCUGAAAAAGGACGGCUCCUCUAACCAUGUUUACAACUAUCAACCCUGUGAUCAUCCACGGCAGCCUUGUGACAGUUCGUGCCCUUGUGUGAUAGCACAAAAUUUUUGUGAAAAGUUUUGUCAAUGUAGUUCAGAGUGUCAAAACCGCUUUCCGGGAUGCCGCUGCAAAGCACAGUGCAACACCAAGCAGUGCCCGUGCUACCUGGCUGUCCGAGAGUGUGACCCUGACCUCUGUCUUACUUGUGGAGCCGCUGACCAUUGGGACAGUAAAAAUGUGUCCUGCAAGAACUGCAGUAUUCAGCGGGGCUCCAAAAAGCAUCUAUUGCUGGCACCAUCUGAUGUGGCAGGCUGGGGGAUUUUUAUCAAAGAUCCUGUGCAGAAAAAUGAAUUCAUCUCAGAAUACUGUGGAGAGAUUAUUUCUCAAGAUGAAGCUGACAGAAGAGGGAAAGUGUAUGAUAAAUACAUGUGCAGCUUUCUGUUCAACUUGAACAAUGAUUUUGUGGUGGAUGCAACCCGCAAGGGUAAUAAAAUUCGUUUUGCAAAUCAUUCGGUAAAUCCAAACUGCUAUGCAAAAGUUAUGAUGGUUAACGGUGAUCACAGGAUAGGUAUUUUUGCCAAGAGAGCCAUCCAGACUGGCGAAGAGCUGUUUUUUGAUUACAGAUACAGCCAGGCUGAUGCCCUGAAGUAUGUUGGCAUCGAAAGAGAAAUGGAAAUCCCUUGACAUCUGCUACCUCCUCCCCCUCCUCUCUGAAACAGCUGCCUUAGCUUCAGGAACCUCGAGUACUGUGGGCAAUUUAGAAAAAGAAAAUGCAGUUUGAAAUUCUGAAUUUGCAAAGUACUGUAAGAAUAAUUUAUAGUAAUGAGUUUAAAAAUCAACUUUUUAUUGCCUUCUCACCAGCUGCAAAGUGUUUUGUACCAGUGAAUUUUUGCAAUAAUGCAGUGUGGUACAUUUUUCAACUCUGAAUAAAGAAUACUUGAACUUGUC
Nomascus leucogenys (northern white-cheeked gibbon) is the source of this 2508-nucleotide messenger RNA. Lineage: Eukaryota; Metazoa; Chordata; Mammalia; Primates; Hylobatidae. The record is from RefSeq and is a predicted model, not a curated record.